Pseudomyrmex gracilis is the source of this 4733-nucleotide messenger RNA. It is a transcript of the gene rempA, whose product is annotated as intraflagellar transport protein 140 homolog. NCBI's taxonomy places the organism in Eukaryota, Metazoa, Arthropoda, Insecta, Hymenoptera, Formicidae. Gene Ontology annotation, biological process: intraciliary retrograde transport. Gene Ontology annotation, cellular component: axoneme; intraciliary transport particle A; ciliary basal body. Gene Ontology annotation, molecular function: protein binding. The record is from RefSeq and is a predicted model, not a curated record. Bases 251 to 4573 code for a protein of 1440 amino acids. The transcript has 12 exons.
ACAAUUUGUAUGUCAACAAAACUUAUGAGACGCAACUUGCAGACACUUGUGAAACUGCUUGUUGUCAAUAUGAAUUCAAUAUUUCUCAAAAACUUGUAAUAUAAAAUACAUUUUAGAUGUGCAAUAAUUCGUGUGAUUUUAGUAUAUAAUUUACAUAUAGCGUUUUUUUUUUUAAAUAAAGUGUAAGAUAUACAAGUGUGUAUAUAUAUACAUAAAUUAUAUAUAUUUAUAAUAUAUAAAAAAGAAGAUCAUGACGUUAUAUUUUGAUGUACGAGUACAAAAUCCUGAGACCGCUUCGAUAAGCACUCUUGCUGCAUGGCACAAUAAUUAUCCUUUGUUGGCUGUUGCUGCGUAUUCUCAAGACAAAGGUGGGUUUGUGAUCAUCUACGAUGAUCAGGGCGAACCUGUGCAGGAUGUCGAGUCACCAAAACACGCCGUGGCGCAGGUCACUGCACUGGGUUGGCAUCCUGAGAGAACAUGGCUGGCAGCAGGAUGGGAGAGCGGAGAGUUGCGAAUAUGGCCAGGAGACACAGCAGCUCAGGAGUUCAAUAUAGUGGUGACUCCUCAUCGAGAAUCCAUCACAAUUCUUCAAUGGAGUCAAUAUGGAGGUCGUUUAGUAUCUGCAGACACUGGUGGAUCAAUAGUUGGUUGGAAAAUAGAUUCAAGAGGGCAACUUCUCAUGACAUUCCAUCAUGAACUGAAAGAAUGUUUCACACAAAUUGCAUUUAAAACAGUUCCUCCAAAACCAGCUAUUGAUAUUAGCGGCUUGGCGAAGGCAGCGGUGGCUGGUGAUGAACGAGCGUUAGAUUUGUUUAGUUCCUGGCGUCCCAGAACUGCUGCGCCAAUAACAGUUGGAACUCAACGGGAUAAUCAUGCGUUUUAUAUUGGUGCAACAAAUGGCACUAUAUACUUUGUCGACGCUCAGGGACAGUGCAAGGAAGUUCUUAACACCGAUGGUGCAGCAUUGCACUGCCUGUUGCAUCAUCAAACCAGGGACUCUAUCAUUGUCUUGACAGAAGGAUUGAAUAUUGGACACUUUCAAGCGGAUCAAGUAACAGGAGAGCUCACCGAAUUGACAAAGGUAAAAUUGAGCAGCAGAAGCGAUACAUCACGUAUGACCAAUAUUGCUUUAUGUUGGAUCAGUGGAAACACUUUAGCGGUGCUAACAGGAGAACUCGCUGUGCGAUGUUGGGAUCUUUAUACUGGCGACACUUACGUUCUUUCACCUCCGGAGUCGUCUAACGGAAAUAUUGCAACGCCUCAGGAAAUAUGCACCAGCUUGGCGUUUUGUAAAAGCAAUGAUAUCUUGGCCGCCGGUACCAACCUAGGGACGAUCUACCUGUGGAAGCGAAAAUGCACGUCUGAAUGCGACGAGAACGCCUGGCCGAGCGUACCAGAGUCUUGUUCCAUUCACGGCACGGUGAAGCAACUGACUUGGGGCACUGGUUUGUCGCGAAAUUCCCUCCUGGCCGUCAACUGCAUCACCAACGUGUUCAUCUUGCAUCAGCAGCCGAUGUGCGCCGUGUACAACCACGGUGUAUGCGCGAGUCAACUCACACCCACGCAGAUUCUUCUUGAGAUAGACGAGCAAACGUACACGUUGAAGACAGAGAUCCAGGUGCAGAUUAUCGCCGUUACGAGGGAAUACGUUGCCGUAUCUUCCGGCAGACAAAUCAUCGUCAAUCGUAUCAACAGAAAUGCUACUCUCAAUACAACCGUACUGGCGACAUUUAGCUGCGACACCGAGAAGAUGCUGAUCUACGAACAUACACUGAUCAUCCUCACUCCUACGAUCAUUCAAUUACGAUCGAUAGAAGGCUCCGUCAUACAGACUCUUCCCACAUUACCAGAGGAAGGCGAACCGAUCACAAUGGAACUGACAGGACAAUAUUUAACUGUGGCAUCAUUGAAUGGGAUUCUGAAGAUUUGGGAUCUGAGCAAACAUGAGGCUAAGUUACACACCCGAGCUAUGGCGACGUACGAGGCGAUCAGUGACUUCGCCGAAAUCAUUGAGGCCAGGUGUAACUCCGAUUGUCGCUGCGUUUCGAUCACCGUCGCCAUGGCGAAUCUCAUGCCAAGCUCGGUCUUAUACGUCUGGGACAUCGAAAGCGAUCAGAUCCACGAAUUCGACUUCGGAGAUUCGGAUAGCGUGAUCGAUGAUGACUCUACGUUAGCUGCGCAAUGCAAAGGAAGAUUGGUUACAGCGCACUGCUGGGACGUGGAGGAUCCCAGAUUGUUGAUAUGUCGAGCUCAAAGACUGGACACACAAGAUUCGAAGAACUUCAAUAACGAUAAUCAAACUAUACAAACGUCCGUGGUAUUGGUAUCGCUGUUCGCGACGUCGGACCACGGUAUCGUUGUGCAAGACGUGAAACCGAUCGCCGAUGAAAGCUGCCGACUGUUAGGCGUGCAAUCGCCGUACAUCGUGAUUCUAAAUUCCGAGAAAAGUUUGGACAGAAACAGCAAGAUCAUGCGAUUAUUGAUGCGAGACUUCGAGGAACUGGGAGACUGCGAUUCCGUUACAAAAAAGGCAGUGAUGGAUUUCAGUUACCACAUCAGCGUGGCGAACAUGGACGAGGCCUUUAAAGCCAUUAAGUCCAUAAAGAACGAGGCCGUCUGGAAGAGUCUUGCCAAAAUGUGCGUGAAAACGAAACAACUGAACAUGGCUCUCCUCUGUCUGGGUCACAUGAAGCAAGCUAGUGCCGCGCGUGCUCUGCGCGAAGCGAUGCAAAACGACGAUUUGAAUUUGGAAGCUAAAACGGGAAUUCUGGCCGUCGAACUCGGUCUUCAUGCUGAUGCUGAACGUCUGUUUCGAGAAGCGAAACGUCUGGAUCUGCUUGGACGGUUGCUCGAGGCGCGUAACAAGUUCAAGGAAGCGAUCGAAUUGGCGAGCAACGAGAACAAGAUUCGCGAGAAAACGAGCUACUACAACUACGCCCGUGCGCUCGAACAACAGGGUAAAGUAGCGGAAGCCAUUGACAUGUACACGAAAGCUGAUUGUCAUCGAUUCGAAGUGCCGCGAAUGCUCUUGACGAGACCGCGAGAACUCAUCGCGUAUCUGAAUAAUUCUGAAGAACCAGAAAUUAAAAACUGGCACGCCCAAUACACCGAGUCGACCGGUGAUAUGGAAACUGCUUUACGUCUCUACGAGCAGGCGAAGGAUAUUUUAUCGAUGACGAGACUGCUUUGUUACUUCAAUAGAGAGGACGAAGUGUGCGAGCUGGUGACUAAAACGAAUCACGCCGCGUCCGCGUAUCAUCUAGCCGCGCAUUACGAAUCGAAAAACAACGUGACACAAGCUAUCCACUUUUACACAGUCGCCAAAGCCUAUACCAACGCGAUUCGAUUGUGCAAGGAACACAAUAUGUUGGAAGAACUCUGGCCGUUAGCUGUGUUGGCGUCGCGACACUCGCAGAUAGACGUCGCGAAAUUUUACGAGGACAACGACCAGCCGGAACGCGCGGUUUUGCUGUAUCACAAAGCCGGUCUCUUGCACAAAGCUCUGGACGUCGCGUUCAAGACGCGACAGUAUAGCGCGUUGCAACUAAUUAUCGUUGAUGUGAACGCGGAUUCCGAUCCAGCGUUGAUUCGCAAAUGCGCCGAUUAUUUUAUGCAAAACGAACAGAUCGACAAAGCGGUGGACUUGCUCGCCACGGGCAAGGACUGCAUAGCGGCUUUGAAACUGAUUCAACAGCACAACGUCACGCUGACCGAGGAACUCGCGGAGAAGCUGACGAUCGAGAAGGGAAGCGACAACGACGCGGAACACGAACGUUUGAGAAUCUCCACGCUCGAGAAAAUCGCGGAGAUCGCCUUCGAUCAGGGAAACUACCAUCUCGCGACUAAGAAAUUCACACAAGCUGGCAACAAGUUGCGCGCAAUGAAAGCGUUGCUCAAAUCCGGCGAUACCGAGAAGAUCUGUUUCUUCGCUCAGGUUUCGAGAAAUCGCGAGAUCUACAUCAUGGCAGGCAAUUACUUGCAGUCCUUGGACUGGCAGAAUCAACCGGAGGUGCUGAAGAACAUCAUCAGCUUUUACUCCAAAGGCAAAGCAAUGGAUUUGUUGGCAAACUUUUACGUGGCAUGCGCGCAAGUGGAGAUAGACGAGUUUCAGAAUUACGAAAAAGCGUUGGACGCGCUCAAUCAGGCGAACCGAUGUCUCACUCAAGUGAUAAUGCCGCGGGAUUUGGAUGUUCACAAGCGAGCGGUCGAGCUAGUGAAUAACAGGAUGCUGACGAUUAAACGCUACCUGGACAUCAAAAGAUUUUUCGAUAAGGGCGAGACCGAGACGGCGAUGCAGCAGGUUCGUCACCUGCUGGAUUCCCAGGGAUCUAAUCUGGAACAAUCGGUACGUCGCGGCGACUUGUUCGCAACGAUCACGCAGCACUACGCCAAUAUCGGAGACACCGAGAAAGCCUGGGCCACCAUCGAAGAACUGAAACGUUUAGUACCGGGAAUUAACUUGAGUUACUACUUCAACGUGGAUCUUCUCGAGGCGUUAGGUUACAAGAUAAAAGUGGAACGGCAAGACAGUUCCGACAAAGAUGACAGAAUCGAAGAGCUCUUGGGAGAAUAAAGGAGUUUCGACAAAUUCAGCUAACGAGUAUAAUACAGGUCAAUAUUGCGGUUGCCUUAGUGAACUUAUGUGGUGUGUAUAUACAUAAGUAGUUUUGAAUUUUCACACGAAAUUUGUGAUGAAAGAAGCAACAGGAGCAAUAUAAAUUGUAUUAUAAUAA